GUCUCCCCGCUUCAACACAAGCAGCGACUCUCCGGAGCGUCAGUCCAGAAGCUGCGCGCCUGCUGAGUCUUGAUGCGUUCAGCCUCCUGGACUUGGUGGGAGGCGGUGAAGUUUCCCUCCCCACAAAACACGCCUGGAUCUCUCCGAGAGACGAUGCCUUCCUCCUCUAGACGACUCUCCCCGGCAGCUCUGUGGAUCUGAUGGUUCUUGAAAUUGUCGUUUUCUUUGCGAGUUCUUCAGCGGGAGUGAGGGGGAGAAUUUGAGCCAGAGGAUGCUCCCACAAGUCAUUCGGAUUCUGUAUGUCUUGUCUUUUUGCUUCUUCCAAGGAGGCUUCAUCAGACUGAGCUUCUGUAAGGAGGAGAUAAAGCCCCCCGGCAGGGCCGGACCACAGCUUUCACCUUCAGACUUCCUGGACAAGCUCAUGGGGAAAACAUCUGGAUACGAUGCCCGCAUUAGACCCAACUUUAAAGGCCCUCCUGUGAAUGUCACCUGCAAUAUUUUCAUCAACAGCUUUGGGUCGAUCACAGAAACUACAAUGGACUACAGGCUGAACGUAUUUCUACGACAAAAAUGGAAUGACCCUCGCCUGGCGUACAGUGAAUACCCAGAUGACUCUCUAGAUCUGGAUCCUUCCAUGUUGGACUCUAUCUGGAAACCUGAUUUAUUCUUCGCAAAUGAGAAAGGAGCCAAUUUCCACGAGGUCACAACUGAUAACAAGUUGCUACGGAUUUUCCAAGAUGGCAGCGUUCUUUACAGCAUCAGGCUGACUUUAACCCUGUCCUGCCCUAUGGACUUGAAGAAUUUCCCAAUGGACAUUCAAACCUGUACGAUGCAGCUUGAGAGUUUUGGUUACACCAUGAAUGACUUGAUCUUUGAGUGGCUGUCUGACAACCCUGUUCAAGUAGCCGAUGACCUGACCCUCCCACAGUUUGUGUUGAAAGAAGAAAAAGAUUUGGGUUACUGCACAAAAUACUACAAUACAGGUAAAUUCACCUGCAUUGAGGUGAAGUUCCACCUGGAGCGACAGAUGGGUUACUACCUGAUCCAGAUGUACAUCCCGUCUCUCCUGAUUGUCAUCCUCUCCUGGGUGUCGUUCUGGAUAAACAUGGACGCUGCACCAGCCAGAGUUGGUCUGGGUAUCACCACUGUGCUCACAAUGACCACGCAGAGCUCUGGCUCCAGAGCUUCACUGCCCAAAGUGUCCUACGUAAAGGCCAUCGACAUCUGGAUGGCAGUGUGUCUCCUGUUUGUGUUUGCUGCCCUGCUGGAGUACGCAGCCGUCAACUUCGUCUCAAGACAACACAAGGAGUUCAUCCGGCUGAGGAAAAAGCAGCGGCAGCAGAGAAUAGCGAUUGGCAGUCAGGCUGGGAGUGCUGAGUCGUUGCGGAAAGCCACUGACAAUCCUGGUAACAACUCAGCCUACAGGAGUCUGAGUCAGCGUUGCAGCGUCUGUGCAAGGGAGGAGGAACUCGUGAGAGAGAGUCGGGGUUUUUACUUCCGAGGUUACGGACUCGGCCACUGCCUCCAAACCAAGGACGGAGCCGCGGUGGAAGGUGCCACCGUGUUCGCGCCACCACCUCCCAUCACCAUGUACAACGGAGAGAUCCUCCACAAGCGCUUCGUGGACCGGGCCAAAAGGAUCGACACCAUAUCCAGAGCAGUCUUUCCACUGAGCUUUCUCAUAUUCAACAUCUUCUACUGGGUCACCUACAAAGUGCUGCGACACGAGGACAUCCAUGCAAAUUUGUAAAGCGCUUUCUGCCGACGUCACGUCCGAACCAAAACUGCCUGUCUGACCUACAUUACAAAGAGGGAAAGGUGUCGAGAAGGUAUCGCUGCUUCUCAGAGAGCCACUAACAAGACAAACCCGUUGUGCUCAGGUGUGUCUUCAGGAUCUCAGACGGUGAGAGAUUAAGAAGAAAAAAAAACUAGAUUAAGCCUAGUGGCUUCAUGCUGGGGUUAGUGAUUACCUUCGUGUCUUUGUUGUGAUUCACUUGGAUCAAAACAAGACAAAACCUUGCUGAUGUGGGUUUUAUUCCAGAAGACGAACCUGGCUGAAUGGGACAUACUGACUUGAAUUUUGACACAGCUUUAAAUGAAUGUUUUUGAAAUGUAAAAUAUGUUUUUUUUUGUUUUGUUUUCCUUUAUAACUUCUUGUUAAAUGGAUUUUGGGGGAAGGAAUGGGUCUCUGAUGUUUAUAAUUAUCAAAUUAGCUACAAAUCAUUUGAAGUAUGUGUAAUAAUAAAUUAUAUGUAUACCAGUGUAAUAAAUUGUAUAUAAACAAAGCUGUUAUUUAAAAUGCACAAAGCACAAAUAUGUAUUUCUUUUUGUCAAAAUUUGAAUAAAUUAUUAUUCUGCCAGGAAA
Austrofundulus limnaeus is the source of this 2365-nucleotide messenger RNA. It is a transcript of the gene glra4a, whose product is annotated as glycine receptor, alpha 4a. The coding region runs from base 272 to 1750 and encodes 492 amino acids. Gene Ontology annotation, biological process: monoatomic ion transmembrane transport. Gene Ontology annotation, molecular function: glycine binding; transmitter-gated monoatomic ion channel activity; transmembrane signaling receptor activity. NCBI's taxonomy places the organism in Eukaryota, Metazoa, Chordata, Actinopteri, Cyprinodontiformes, Rivulidae. Gene Ontology annotation, cellular component: plasma membrane. The record is from RefSeq and is a predicted model, not a curated record. The transcript has 10 exons.